GCAGUGUCACAGCUUGUGUUCUGGACUCCUGCAGAUUGGCUGAGUGGAGGGCUGGGGUGGGCAUCCUUACAAACCAAGAGACAGAAGUGGGAAGAGUCUGGAGUGGGGGAGCUCAGAGGAGAGCUGGAGUCCUGAUGUGGAUGGAAAGGUUGGUGGGUGAGUGGGUCUACUUGAGGAUAAAACACUCCCCCACUCAAAUACAUAAGGGGAUGGACUUGGACAGGCAUGUGAGGCCAGAAAUGGAGAGGUGAGGGCGGAGCUAGAAGACAGAGUGAUGAGCAUGUUGGUGUGCACCAAAUGGUGGGCACCAUGAAUCACCAUCUGGCCGUUCCCUUUAUUGUUGUUUUCUGUGGCUUUGGUGGAUGAGCUUUUCCCAACUCAGUAAUGUGAGGGUAUAGACCCCAAGCAAAGUCACAUGUCUGUCCCUCCAUCCAAAACCUAGGAAAUGAGAGAGAGUGAAAGAGUUGAUUUCUAGUCUUUGUGCAACUUGAAGUCUAAUUCAGAAGCCUGAGUUGUUGAACGUGACAAUGAGUCUUCAUCUGAUAAAGGCUGGGAGAGUGUCUUUGCCUUUUAACUACUGUUUACUGUCUUUGAUCAUUUCUGUUCCAAUCUGGCUGAGGUAACUAGUUAAGUGGUGGAACCAAUAGUCUCACACUGAUUCAGGCUGUGAAAAACACAGCUUAGGAGCCUGAGCUCAGAAACUAAGGAGUCUGGUCUCCAUCCUGGCUUUGUGCCUUGCUGGCUUCACCUCUCUGACUUGGUCUACACUUGCAUCAUGGGGUGGGUGAAGUGCUCAUCCACCUCGGAGGGCCUUGUGCAGGUGAGGGAGGAGGAACUAUCAGCCAUGCCUAGCUCCUGAGACACUCUGUUAGUAUGACAUACUCUAAUUAUCACAACCACACAUUUUACAGGACACAUUAGAAAGAUGUGUGUUCAUUGUUCCCCUGUGCACCCAAGUUCUGCUUCACUGCAGUUUCUCUCUGCAGAGGGCUGUUGGAGGGCAUCUGGGACUAUCCCCUCCCACUCAUCUCUCCAGGAUCACCACAAUUACUCAUGUCCUGUGAGUAAUUUGUUCCCCAAUCUCCUUUCCUGGGGUCAACAGGGAAACAAGGAAUUGAAGUCUUUCAGUUGGAAGGAACUUAAUAAACAUUUUUUUUCCACUCUGUCAUUUAAUAGACGAGGAAACUGAAGUUGAGGGAUAGUGACACAUUUGUGCAAGAUUGUUGUCCAGUCAGAGUGUCCUGGGACCCGUGGAGGUGACACCAUGUGGUGUCCUGGGAACCCACUACCCUGCUGGUGUGACUGUCUCUGGGUUAAUUAUCUUUUCUCCCCACAGGGAUGCCUUCCUUCUUGGCUCAGGACACUCCUGAGUUGAGCCAAGAGAACAACUGUCUGGUAGACAUUGGACUCACUUUUCAGAACUGCAGAUGAAAUUCGUUACAGUUCAAUGAUGUAUUUCCUUUCAGUCUUCUGACUUUUUGAUCAGGUAGUGCUCUCUGAGGAUAGACUUUGAGAGAGGCUUUCUGUUGGGGUGGCCGGUGAUGUGGGCUAUGAAAGAAUGCACAAAGAGAAGAAAGUGCAGAGGACAAAGUUUUAUUGACUUUCCCAGAGGGGAAAGGGGCUUGGCAUGGAGAGAUACACCAGCAGCAAAAAGUUAGUGCUGUGGGCUUUUACUGGGUGAUAUGGGGGAGGGGGCUGAAGCUGUGUAGUCAUGGCAGUUAGUUAUAAAUCAGGAGGUUUCAGGCUGAUUGUGCAGGCUUCAGUUUGUUUUGCUGUUAUUUUUGGGUUCAGGGUCUGGAUGCUCUGGUCUGGUAUGUCCUGUUUGUGUAAGUUUUAAAGCACCUGAAUGGGGGAUGCUUUUAGUAAUCUCUCCAGUCCUGAGAAUAGGGGCUUAGAGAAACAACUCUUAAUUAUGCUUGAUGGGCUCAAGGAAGAAAUAGCUAGCUCUGGUAAAGGGGGCCUGAAAGGGGCCUUUUUGUCCUUUUACUCUCCUUACCCAUAUGCUGUUUCCACCCCCACUUCCCAGCUGGACCUAUGCCCUAGGCCCUGACCAGGGAUGCAGAUAGGCAUGGCCAGUGUCCGCUGCAAGCUGGCCCAGUACCUGGAGGACCUGGAGGACAUGGACUUGAAGAAGUUCAAGAUGCACUUAGAAGACUAUCCCCCUCAGAAGGGCUGCACUGCACUCCCCCGGGGCCAGACAGAGAAAGCAGAUCCUGUGGAUCUAGCCACCCUCAUGAUUGACUUCAAUGGGGAGCAGAAGGCAUGGGGUAUGGCAGUCUGGAUUUUUGCUGCAAUCAACAGGAGAGACCUUUACGAGAAAGCUAAGAGGGAUGAGCCAGAGUGGGAAGGUGCACAUGUGUCUGUGGUGUGCCGGGAAGACAGCCUUGAAGAGGAAUGGAUGGGCUUAUUGGGGUACCUUUCCAGAAUCUCUAUUUGCAAAAAAAAGAAAGAUUACUGUAAGAAAUACAGAAAUCAUGUGAGAAGCAGAUUCCAGUGCAUCAAAGACAGGAAUGCCCGUCUGGGAGAGAGUGUGAACCUCUAUAAGCGCUACACCAGGCUGCGGCUCGUCAAAGAGUACCCGAGCCAGCAGGAACGGGAGCAGGAAUUCAUGGCCAUCGGCAGGACUGUGGCCCAGAUGCAGGAUAGCCCUCUGAGUUCCAUGAACUUGGAGCUGUUGUUUGAGCCCGAGGACCCGCACUCAGAGCCCGUGCACACGGUGGUGUUCCAGGGCUCAGCGGGCAUCGGGAAGACAAUCCUGGCCAGGAAGAUCAUGCUAGACUGGGCAUCAGAGAAACUUUACCAAGACAGGUUUGACUACCUGUUCUACAUCCACUGCCGGGAGGUGAGCCUGGGGACAUGCAGGAGCCUGGGGGACCUGAUGGCUAGCUGCUGCCCUGACCCCAACCCUCCCCUAUGCAAGAUCAUGAGGAAGCCAGCCAGGAUCCUCUUCCUCAUGGAUGGCUUUGACGAGCUGCAGGGGGCCUUCGACGAGCAUGCAGAGGUACUCUGUGUAGACUGGCAGGAGGUGCAGCGUGUGGACAUUGUCCUAAGCAGCCUCAUCAGAAAGAAGCUGCUCCCUGAGGUCUCACUGCUCAUCACCACGAGGCCUGUGGCCCUAGAGAAGCUGCACCAUCUGCUGGACCGUCCACGGCACGUGGAGAUCCUGGGUUUCUCAGAGGCCAAGAAGAAGGAAUAUUUCUUCAAAUACUUCUCUGAUGAGCAGCAGGCCUGGGAAGCCUUUAGGCUGAUCCAGGAGAAUGAUGUCCUCUUCACCAUGUGCUUCAUCCCCCUGGUCUGCUGGAUUGUGUGCACCGGGCUGAAACAGCAGAUGGACAGUGGCAAGAGUCUCACCCAGACCUCCAAGACCACCACAGCAGUGUAUAUCUUCUUCCUCUCCAGCCUGUUGCAUUCUCGAGCAGGGAGCCAGAGGCAGCACAUCUCCACCAACCUUCGGGGCCUCUGCUCGUUGGCUGCGGAUGGAAUCUGGAAUCAGAAGAUCCUGUUUGAGGAGAGUGACCUCAGGAACCACGGCCUGCAGAAGGCUGAUGUGUCUGGGUUCCUGAGGGUGAACCUAUUCCAGAAGGAGGUGGACUGUGAGAAGUUCUACAGCUUCAUACACAUGACUUUCCAGGAGUUCUUUGCUGCCAUGUACUACUUGCUGGAAGAGGAGGAGCAGCAGGGGACCAAGAACACACUGCAGAGUCCUUGUGAGCUCCCCAGCCGAGAUGUGAGAGUCCUUCUUGAAAACUACGGCAAGUUUGAAAAGGGGUAUUUGAUUUUUGUUGUCCGUUUCCUCUUUGGCCUCAUAAACCAGGAGAGAACCUCCUACUUGGAGAAGAAGCUGAGUUGUAAGAUCUCCCAGCACAUCAGGCUGGAGCUGCUGAGGUGGAUCGAGGCCCAAGCCAAGGCCCCAACCCUGCGGAUGCAGCCCAGCCAGCUGGAGCUGUUCUACUGCUUGUACGAGAUGCAGGAGGCAGACUUUGUGCGUAGGGCCAUGUGCCACUUCCCCAGAAUGGAGAUCAGUCUCUCCACCAGAAUGGACCACGUGGUUUCUUCUUUCUGCAUCAAGAACUGUCCCAGUUUGCAAUUUCUUUCCCUGAGGUGGCUCCAUAAUUCACCUAAAGAGGAGGAGGAAGAGGAGGAGGAGGAGGCAUCUCGACACUCCAACGUGGACCAGUGUGUCAUCCCAGGCCCUCAUUCAGCCUCCUCUCAUCGGGUGGCGAACUGCUGUCUCACUUCCAAUUUUUGCCAGGGCCUCUUCUCUGUCCUGAGCACGAAGCAGAACCUCACGGACCUGAACCUCAGUGACAAUCCUCUGGGGGACACAGGGGUGAAGAUACUGUGUGAAAUGCUCCAGAAUCCUGGCUGUAACAUUCAGAGAUUGUGGUUGAGGCGGUGCCGCCUUUCCCACCGCUGCUGCUCCCACCUCGCCACCACGCUGAGUGGCUCCACGAAGCUGUUGGAGCUGGACCUGAGCCACAAUGCCCUGACGCAUCUCGGGCUUCGGCUCCUGUGUGUGGGACUGCGGUGUGCCUUCUGCCCCCUGGAGAAACUGUGGUUGAUCAACUGCUGUCUCACGUCGGCCUGCUGUGUGGAUCUCGCAUCCAUCCUGACCACCAGCCCGUCCCUGACCAGACUCUACCUGGGGGAAAAUGCCCUGGGCGACUUGGGAGUUAGAAUGCUAUGUGAAAAAGCCAAGCAUCCACAAUGUAAGCUGCAGAAACUGGGGCUGGUGAAGGUGGGCCUUACAUCUGGUUGUUGUCCAGCUCUGUCCUCGGUGCUCAGUGCUAACCAGAACCUCACACACCUUUACCUGCGAGGCAAUGCUCUUGGAGACACAGGCGUGAAGCUGCUGUGUAAGGGACUCCUACACCCCAACUGCAAGCUUCAGAUGUUGGAACUAGACAACUGUAGCCUCUCCUCACACUGCUGUUGGGAUCUCUCCACAUUACUGACCUUCAACCAGAGCCUACGACAACUAAGCCUGGGCAGCAACGACCUGGGCGAUCUCGGGGUCAUGCUGUUCUGCAAAGUGCUGAGACAGCAGAGCUGCCUCCUGAAAAGCCUUCAGUUGUGUAAAAUGUAUUUCAAUUAUGAGACAAUCUGCGCAUUAGAAACACUUCAAGAAGAAAAGCCUGAGUUGACCGUUGUCUUCGAGUCUCCUCAGUAGUGCUGGCAGUGGGACUGCCAGACCCCAGUGGCCAAGCCCAGCCAGCCCCAGGUGCAUGGGUGUGAGGGAGUGGGCCUUCGGCUGGCCCUGCCUGGAAGAAGGCCGGCACUCUGCAGUCCUCAGCCAUGUGGGAGGGCGAGCUUGCCACCAGUGCCUUUGAGAGAGACUGGGAGUAGCUCCUUACCCCAGGCUAAGGCUCAAGAGCAACGAAACUGUCCCCAUAGUGUGACUCUUGGCACAGCACUUGCCAAGAGGAUGGGCUGGCUCCUCUUGCUGACCUCGUGUAACUAACUCAUUCACUAAAGCACUUUGUCCAUCUUCUUCUUCCUCUUUUUACUGUCUUCAAAUUGCUCCCCCUCAUGUUUGUUUCCCUACUUUGUUCUGUUCAUCCUGUCAUCUCUUUCUUAACUGAACAGAAUGGAAGGACUUCACUAUAUAUUAUGCUGCAAUUUUGUGGCAGCAACUUAUUUAUUUUUAAUUUUGUAAGAGUGAUAUUUUUUAAUAAAAUAAUUCAUGUUUAUUGUACCUG
Phyllostomus discolor (pale spear-nosed bat) is the source of this 5699-nucleotide messenger RNA. RefSeq names its product NLR family pyrin domain containing 3 (gene NLRP3). Gene Ontology annotation, molecular function: DNA-binding transcription factor binding; sequence-specific DNA binding. Gene Ontology annotation, biological process: negative regulation of acute inflammatory response; negative regulation of non-canonical NF-kappaB signal transduction; inflammatory response. NCBI's taxonomy places the organism in Eukaryota, Metazoa, Chordata, Mammalia, Chiroptera, Phyllostomidae. Bases 2057 to 5170 code for a protein of 1037 amino acids. The transcript is spliced from 9 exons. The record is from RefSeq and is a predicted model, not a curated record. Gene Ontology annotation, cellular component: cytoplasm; NLRP3 inflammasome complex.